GGCUCACCGCCGCAACCUAAAAGCCCCGAACAAGUCAGAAAUGGUAGUAUAGAUAUAUUUCCUUGAAUUCCUCCUGCGAAGGAAAGAAAGAAUAAAGAGAGAGAGAGAACGUACCCAUCCGUUUGAAGCUGCUGGCCCUUGUCCAACCAAUACCGCGGAAUGCCAAGAAUGUGUAUUUGGGCCAUCCAACAUCCCUAAUUCGAGCAGUUUUGGGCCAUCGCUGCAAUUCGAUAAGAUCCUAUCCUUGCAAGAAUCAUCCGUCGUGCUACCUCGUAGCAUCUUACCUUUUCCUAUCCCAUGCCCAUCGCUGAUGAUCCGACACCAUCUAGAGCCCGACCUUCAUCCUGGAGCUGCGCCCGCCGAGCUUCCCCGGAAAGCAGGCCGACCACCCAAAUCCCAGAGCACGCUCUUCCAGAAAGGUCUGCGAACCCGCCGUGCCGUGAUGGGCGACGAGCACGUCGACCGUGCCCUGGAGAGCAACUCGAGCGCAUUCGCCGCCCCCAUGCAGGAGAUGGUCACGGAGUGGGCCUGGGGCAAUGUCUGGAACCGACCGGGCCUGAGCCGCAAGCAGCGCAGUCUAAUGAAUAUCGGGCUGUUGAUGGCUCUGAAUCGCACGCCAGAGCUGGCGAUGCACAUUCGCGGUGCCAUCAACAAUGGCCUGAGCGAGGUGGAGAUCCGCGAGGCGAUUAUGCAUUCGACCGUGUACUGCGGUGCGCCGGCGGGCAUGGAGGCGACGAGGACGGCGGAGAGGGUGCUUCGGGAGAUGGCGGAGAAGGGGGAGCUGGAGCGGGUGCUAAAUUGAUCUUUGCCUGUACAGAGGAGUCUGGUGUCAUUUGGGAAAGUGAGCAUGUCUGUUCUUUGACUGUAUGGUCAGUGAAGACCGAGAGGGCGUUGCAAAAGAGCAUCCAUGAUGGGGAGUCGACGUCGGCCAACUGCAGGGAAACCCGUUGUGAGCGGCUCUCAUUGGUUCUGCUUAGCGGCCAGACUUGGGCAUCGUUGCCAUCAGAGUCUCGGUGUCGAGCAACAGAAACGGCGUCUGCUUCCCUUGCACAAAUUGAAUGGCGCCAAAUUAUCGUGGUUAGUCAAAUCAACUAAUAUCAAAUUCAG
Aspergillus steynii IBT 23096 is the source of this 1107-nucleotide messenger RNA. Its product is annotated as putative 4-carboxymuconolactone decarboxylase. Lineage: Eukaryota; Fungi; Ascomycota; Eurotiomycetes; Eurotiales; Aspergillaceae. Gene Ontology annotation, molecular function: peroxiredoxin activity. The transcript has a single exon. The annotation marks the transcript as partial. The record is from RefSeq and is a predicted model, not a curated record.